AUGCUCGAGGGCUUUUCGUGGGCCGGCGACGUCUGCGUCCUCGACGGCGGCCUCCGGGCCUGGACCGAGGCCGGCUUCGCCGUCGACGCCGGUUCGGCGCCGGCGCCGCCGCCGGCCGCGUCGCCGCCGCCGCCGCGCGCGUGCCGGCCCGGCGCCUUCGUCGACGCGUCGCGCGUCCUCGCCGCGAUCGGCGACGUCGCGCUCGUCGACACGCUCAAGCCCGCGGCCUUCGCCGGCGCCAAGGCGUCGCGCUACGGCCGGCGAGGCCACAUUCCCACGGCGACGAACCUGCCCUACACGGCCGUCGUCGAUUCGAGCUCGGGCCGCUUCUUCGGCGCCGACGCGAUCCGCGCCGCGGCCGCCGCCGCGGGCCUGAGGCCGGGCGCGCCCGUGCUCGCGUACUGAGGCGGCGGGAUCUCGGCCACGGCCGUGCUCUUCGCCCUCGUCGAGAUCCUCGGCGAGGACCCGGCGCUCCUGUCGCUCUACGACGCCUCUUUGUCGGAGUGGGCGGCGGACGACGCGUACCCCAUGGUCUGCCCCGCGGACGAUGGCCCAUGA
This is a messenger RNA of Aureococcus anophagefferens, 558 nucleotides long. RefSeq names its product selenoprotein (gene Rho). Lineage: Eukaryota; Pelagophyceae; Pelagomonadales; Pelagomonadaceae. The record is from RefSeq and is a predicted model, not a curated record. The transcript has a single exon.